ACCACCACAUCCGCCUGCUUCUUCUCUGCUCCAUCUGCGGCGGACCUCUCACGGCGCGCUCCUGCUGCACCGCCUCCGCGCAGCUCCCGUUUGCCCCGUCUCGCUGCUGCGGCAGAGGCUCGUGCCGCAUGGCCUCCACCUCGCGCCCGGCCGCCGGCAGCGCCGGCUCGGGCGGCGGGCCGCCGGGCCUCGUCGCCAGCUUCGUGCAGUCGCCCAAGCUCGUCAUCGCCGCCGUCGCCGUCACCUCCUCGCUCGCCACGGCCGGCGCGCUGCUGGCGACGCAGCGCCUCUCGCGCAAGGCGCGCCGCACCGACCUCGAGGACUCGGCGCGCCGCGCCACGGCGGCGCGCCUGCGCAGCGCCGAGAAGCACGGCGCCGGCCGCAGCACCGACGUGGGCGGCGCCGCAGAGGAGGCCUCCACCGACGGCGGCACGCCGCGCUACCUCACCAACCUCGCCGGCUCGCACCACGACUUUGCACCGCACCUGCGGCCGUCGCCGCUGCGGCGCAGCCAGUCGAACCAGCCGUACGACGAGAGCCUGGUGCGCGAGCAGCUCGCGCGCCACUACUCGUUCCUCGGCGACGAAGGCAUGGCGGCCCUGCGCGGCGCCUUUGUCGUCGUCGUGGGCGCCGGCGGCGUGGGCUCGGCGUGUGCCCUCUCGCUGCUGCGCGCCGGCGUGGGCGCCCUCCGCCUCAUCGACUUUGACCAGGUCAGCCUCUCGUCGCUGAACCGCCACGCCGUCGCCACGCUCGCCGACGUGGGCCGGCCCAAGGUCGUCGUCUGCUCGGAGCACUUUGCGCGCAUCGCGCCGUGGGCGCACGUGGAGGCCUGGGUCGAGCUAUUCAAGGGCGACGAGGCGCCGCGCCUGCUCGGAGCCUCGCGCCCGGUGGGCCGCUCGGCAGACGCCAAGACACGGCAGCCAACGUACGUAAUCGAUGCCAUCGACAACCUCGACACCAAGGUGGAGCUGCUGGCGUACUGCUACCGGCAGGGCAUCAAGUGCUUCAGCAGUAUGGGCGCUGGCGCCAAGUGCGAUCCCAGCAGGAUCCAGAUUGCAGAUCUCACCGACACCAGCGAAGACCCGCUCAGCCGGCAUGUGCGGAGGAAGCUGCGCAUGAUGGGCAUUCCUUCGCUCGGGCCGGAGAAGGAGAAGAAGAAGAAGGACAGCGCGGCGCCUGAGCCAGCGCAGACCUCCAUCCGCAAGAGCAUCCUGCAAGGGAGGGACGACGUCAAGCCCUUUGAGAUCCCGUCGCGCAUCACGCUGCCGAAGAACGAGCCCAAGAGCCGCGCCCCGCUCGUCGCGUCGCCAUUGCCCGGCGGCGCGGCCGCGACGUCCCCACGGCCACCGCCGUCUGCCUGGGCGAAUGACAGCUCCUCGCGCAACAGGCACAUGCGGCGAGCAUCGAGCGCCUCGAGCAUGGGCUCGGCUGCCUACCACACGCCGCUCGGCACGCCGAUGCUGGAAGGCGAGGGCAGCGACGACGGGAAGGAUGCCGACGACACCGUGCGCUUGCCUGAGGCCGCUUUGGCCGAUGAGGAGGAGGAUGGGCAGAGCCCGAUGCCGUCGCUCGCGCUGCCGCAGGCGGAGCACCGCGACAGCCUCGUCGAGAUGUCCGCCUCUCCGCUUCCUUCGCCAUCUCCUCAAAUCUCCUCGCUUGGUGCGCCGAAAGAGCGCAAUCCACUCUCUCGCGCCGCGUCAACCGCCGCGCUCGCCGCUCGGCAAGGCUCCGAGACAGAGGCGCGUCCGGUGCGCUCAAAGUCAAAGUCGAAGAGCUCGGAGAAUGCCGAGAGCGUGCGGCUCGGCAUUCCCGUCGUCUUCUCGACGGAGACGAAGAGCGACGUGCGGCUGCUGCCACUGCCGGAGGAGGAGUAUCAGCGCGGCAACGUGGAGGAGCUCGCUGUGCUCAACGACUUCCGCGUGCGCGUGCUGCCCGUGCUUGGUCCCAUUCCGGCCAUGUUCGGCCUGGCCGCGGCGACGUACGUCAUCUGCGACAUCGCCGGGCGGCCACAGGAGCCGAGCCCGAACAAGCCGGCGCGCAAGUUCUACGAGAAGAUCUGGCAGGACCUCGAGGCAGCAGAACGCCGCUUCCCGGCGCCCGGCAGCGGGCGCAUCGCGCGCGACCCCGUCGGCCCGCGCCUGAACACGCUCAGCACCAACGACUGCGCCUACGUCUUCGACGAGGUCUUCCACCAGCGCUCCAUCGUGCCGCCGUUCGACACGCCGACGCGCCCGGCGCUGCUGCGCUGGGACUCGACGAUGCCGCUGGCGCUCUCCAACGUCGCCGUCUUCUCCAAGGCGCAGGCUAAGCGCCACGAGGACGAGGUGCUGGCGCGCGGCCGCUCGCCGUUUGAGGUGUGGGGCAGCGAGGCGGGCGCCAUGUUCAAGCGGCGCAUGGCCGAGGAGCGCAGAAUGUCGCUGCUGCGGUAGAUGGUAAUGCAUUGUGCAACAGGAUGCUGAU
Molecule: messenger RNA, 2460 nt
Organism: Tilletiopsis washingtonensis
Lineage: Eukaryota; Fungi; Basidiomycota; Exobasidiomycetes; Entylomatales
Exons: 3
Coding region: 129-2429 (766 amino acids)
Biological process (GO): cyclic threonylcarbamoyladenosine biosynthetic process
Cellular component (GO): mitochondrial outer membrane
Molecular function (GO): ubiquitin-like modifier activating enzyme activity; tRNA threonylcarbamoyladenosine dehydratase activity
Source: RefSeq, a predicted model, not a curated record